CAACUGUUAUAAUACUUCCUCCGUCCCCUACAAAGCCUCUUUUGGUUUUAACGUUGGAAUUAAGAAAGUUGUAAAUUCUUUAAAACUAAUGAUUAAAGGUGAAUAAUUGAAGAAAUAGAGAGAGAAAGUAUUGAAAAUUGAUGUUAAAAGUACAAAAAAAUAAUGGAAAAAAAUAACAACUCAUAAAAAAAAAAAAGGUAAUAAUGUCAAAAAGUACAACUUUUAAAUAGAAAGAGACAUUGUAUUUUGGUUUACCCAAAAAGAAAAUGAGACUUUAUAUUACAGGACGGAGAGAGUAUUAUUAUUAAUUUUUUUUUUGUAUACAUUAUUAAAACAGAGAAAAUAUAUGAAUAUAUAUUAUAUAUAAAAUAAAUACAAUCUAUCUCUGUAUAAUUGAAUUUAAAAACAAAACCCGAAAAAUCAAAAAAGCAUCUACACCGCCUAUUCCCACCAUUUACACCCCAUCCACGCUUCUGAUUUUCACCCUCCUCAGCACCUCCCUUCUUCACCACUUUGCAACCCACCUCUCCCUCUGCACUCCACCCUCCGAGGCACUCUCAAUUACUUUACCAUGCAACAACAUCAGAUGAUCAUCAAACCUCAGCAACAACUCAUUCUUCAACAGCAACCCUCUUCUCUCGACUCUCCUACUAGCAACAACUCCUCUUCCUCCUCCUCCACCACUUGCAACAACAACGUUUCCAUCUCUCCAUCUACUGCUGCCACUACCUCCAACAAGCGGGGCCGCGGCAAGGGCGGCCCCGACAACAACAAGUUCCGCUACCGAGGCGUUAGGCAGCGGAGCUGGGGGAAGUGGGUAGCCGAGAUCCGUGAACCUCGUAAACGUACACGGAAAUGGUUGGGUACUUUCGCUACUGCUGAAGAUGCUGCCCGUGCUUACGACCGCGCUGCUAUUAUUCUCUACGGUUCUAGGGCUCAACUCAAUCUACAACCUUCUCCUCCUCCUCCUCCUCCUCCUAACGGGGGACCCACUACCAAUUCCUCGUCAUCUCGUGGAUCGUCGUCGUCUUCUUCCGGAACCACUCAUACUCUGCGACCCAUCCUCCCUAAGCCUGCUAAUGGGUUCGGGUUUACGUUCUCCACGUUUCCUUAUGCCGGGUUUGGGGCCGGGUCCGGGUUGACCUCUUCGUCCGCUUCAGUUUUGCAGUAUCCGUAUUGUCCGAAUAUUGUUCAUGGGCCGGUCCAGUGGGCCGCUGCUACGUCCACCACCACUACUACCUCAUCACCCUUCUUACAACCCCUUGUCGAAAAUAAUCAUAAUAAUAUCCAAACCAAUAGCAGUAUUACCUUGAUUAAUAAUAAUACUAGUAGUAGUAAAACAACUACUAAUAGUUAUGAGGUGGAUCCUGAUCCGACCCAUCAACAGGUUCGGGUGCAGGAAGAUGAAGUGGAUCGGCAAACACAGGAUCAAAUCCUUCUGCAACAACAGCAAAGUCAUAAUAAUGGGUAUUGUACUCAAGAUUAUCAUCAUAGGAGUUUUUGUGACGAGAUCAGCUCGUUGGUUGGGUCGGUUGAUUCAAGUUUAUCAUUAGGGUCACAAGUAAUAGGGCAUUCGGAUCCGGGUCUGAUUAACUUAUUACCCGGGUCACCGUUAACUUGGCCGACGCCAUUAGCUGGGGAAUUAGAGGAGUAUCAAAUGCAUCAUAGUACAAGCAGUCUUUGGGAUUAUGGUACUGAUCCUUUCUUGUUCUUCUCUGAUAAUGAACAUCAUCAAAUUUAAUUGAUUAAUUAAAUUUGGUGUUUCAUUUUGCAUGCAUCUAAUCUCUCUACAAGGUAAGCAUAAUUAAUUAAGGUCUUCAUUAAUUAAUUAAUUACUUGGGAAUUUGGUGGGAUUUUUUCAAGAAUUAUGGUCAAAAAAAGAAGGGAAAAAAAAAAAUCAACAUGCAAAUUGAAUUGCACCAUGUCCCUAAAACUAAAAUUUUGAAUUCCCAAAGGAAGUUGGUUAAUUAUAUUGAGAAUUGCAAUUAAUGACCAUUUAAUUGCAAUUAUCUCAUUAUAUUUAUUGAUCUUUCAGUUAUAUGGUUUUAUUUUUAAACAAUAUUUUGUAUUUGCCUAAGGUAUAGUAUUAGAUUAGACUAGUACAAUUAGAAGUAAUAUUUUUGUUGGUUUUGUUUAUACAUAUUAUUAUUAUUAUUAUUAUUAUUAGGAGUAUUAUUACUAUUACUCCGUAUUAUUAAUAUAUAUUUUUAUUAUUUUUCUAUUCUAGUUCUUGGUAUUCAUUGCUGAAAUUACCAAGAAAGGGAAAUUAGGGUUAGGGUUUUGAGUUGGGAAUCGUUGGUCUCAAAGAAGGAAGCAGGAUUUUGUUGAAUAAGAUAUUUAAUGAAUAUUUUUUUUGUUUUUUUGGAUUUAUAUUUAUCAAUAUAUUGGUGAAUCAUCCUUUCACUACACCGAAUUUUUGUUUUCUUGCCUUUAUUUUGUAAAUGGGAAAAUUGGGAAUCCAAUAUUAUUCCAUUUAUUUAAUUUUAUUUCUCUGCAUCUACAAUAAUAAUGUUAAUUUGGACUGGUUUUUGUAUAUGAUUGUGGUUGAACUUAGCUAAUGUACAUAAAAUAUUCUGAAUGGAAUCAAAUCGAUGAAUAAAACUUAGUAGACACAUAAAGCUAGUUUUUGAUUGAAUUCUGUAUCAACACUAGAUAUAUACAUUUAAAAUGAGCUUAUCAAAUUGAUGAUAAUUUAAACAUAGACCGACAUCGUUUAUGUAUGUACUCGGUAUAUCCAAGGCAUAGUUAAGUUAUUUAUGCUCAAUUUCGAUCUUUCUUUACAAUUUUCAUUCUACACUCGGGUGUUUCUCCUCAUUAUCCUUCUUACACAACGAGAAGAUCGACAGCGUACUAGGCUGUUGUGUAACUUUACCUUCAUUGUCCUAAACUCCUAAUAAUGUCCUUCAUGCUUCUUACGCGAGGAUAAGAUAGCUUCCUAGGUUGUCAAAUUAUAUACCUGGAUAAGUGGAUAUAAGAUCGACACCGUACCCUAUCUAUUUCUUUUCGUGUAACAAUAAUUAAAUUUUAUUAAUUUUAUAGCUAUUAGAGGUGUUGUUUAA
This is a messenger RNA of Chenopodium quinoa (quinoa), 3059 nucleotides long. RefSeq names its product ethylene-responsive transcription factor ABI4-like. Bases 572 to 1741 code for a protein of 389 amino acids. Gene Ontology annotation, molecular function: transcription cis-regulatory region binding; DNA-binding transcription factor activity. The record is from RefSeq and is a predicted model, not a curated record. Lineage: Eukaryota; Viridiplantae; Streptophyta; Magnoliopsida; Caryophyllales; Amaranthaceae. Gene Ontology annotation, cellular component: nucleus. Gene Ontology annotation, biological process: positive regulation of DNA-templated transcription; response to stress. The transcript has a single exon.